AUGGCGUCGUCCGUGGAGCGCGAUGACCUAGUCUGGGUCAACAACGUGCCGUACAAUGUGAAGGAAUUCGCCAGCCGUCAUCCUGGAGGCAAGACCUUUGUCAGCUUGUAUGGUGGCCGCGAUGCCACCGAUGCCUUUGCCACCUAUCAUCGACGUACAUUUCCUCACAAAUCAAUGCAGGGCUAUGCCGUGCCAAAGGAGGUGGCAGCUCAACACGAGCCCGUGGCCUCCUCAUCCCUGAGUGAGGAUGAUCCCGAUUUUUUGAACUUGUGCCGCGAGGUCAACGAGUUUCUUCACAAAACGGGGCGAGGCAAAGGUUUUGCUCCACCCGUGUACUACCUCAAGGUGGCACUGAUCCUUGUUGCAGCCGUGGUCCUCGAGGUCUCAGUUGUUCGCGAGCCCAACGUAUUUUUGGCCGCGCUUCUCGGCUUUGUUUUUGCCCUCAUCGGCCUCAACAUCCAACACGAUGCCAAUCAUGGCGCUGUGUCUCAGCGUCCUUGGAUCAACAUUGUUUUGGGCAUGACUCAGGAUUGGAUUGGUGGCAACUCUCUCCUCUGGCUGCACCAGCACACCACGAUCCACCACAUUGAAUGCAACGAUCUCGACCAUGACCGGGAUAUGAUGGACAACCCUGUCCUUCGCUUUAGCCCCCUUCGUUCUCGUUGGUUCUUCCAAUCCCUCCAAGGCUUUUACUUUCUCGCCCUCGAGGCUGGCUACGCCGCCAAAGUCAUCAUCGGCGAUUGGUAUAACCUUUUGCUCAACAUGUACGAGGGUGUACCCAUCUCGCGUACCGUGCCCGGUUGGCGUUGGUGGUCUUCAGUCCUGGCUCGUAUUUGCUGGCUUGUCCGGCUUGUUGCCAUUCCCGUUUACCUCCAUGGUUGGCAGGCAAGUUGCUUUCGUGCACAGCACAUGUUCAUCGUGCACGCGCUCGCCUGCACGCGGCCCAUUCCCUUCAUGUUUCAUGAAGCGUUUGACUGGGCGUCAAACUAA
Monosiga brevicollis MX1 is the source of this 990-nucleotide messenger RNA. RefSeq lists its product as uncharacterized. Gene Ontology annotation, molecular function: oxidoreductase activity, acting on paired donors, with oxidation of a pair of donors resulting in the reduction of molecular oxygen to two molecules of water. The transcript has 3 exons. The record is from RefSeq and is a predicted model, not a curated record. Lineage: Eukaryota; Choanoflagellata; Craspedida; Salpingoecidae. Gene Ontology annotation, biological process: lipid metabolic process. Bases 1 to 990 code for a protein of 329 amino acids. Gene Ontology annotation, cellular component: membrane.